Hemisphaericaspora subhashii is the source of this 3414-nucleotide messenger RNA. It is a transcript of the gene PSD2, whose product is annotated as phosphatidylserine decarboxylase 2. Gene Ontology annotation, biological process: phospholipid biosynthetic process. Lineage: Eukaryota; Fungi; Ascomycota; Pichiomycetes; Serinales; Debaryomycetaceae. The coding region runs from base 1 to 3414 and encodes 1137 amino acids. The record is from RefSeq and is a predicted model, not a curated record. The transcript has a single exon. Gene Ontology annotation, molecular function: phosphatidylserine decarboxylase activity.
AUGAAAUUUUCCAAAUCAUCUAAAAUCAAUGGUAAUAAUGGUACCACCACUACCACCACCGAUAAUCUACUGCAGCCGCAAUUACCUCCACAACCUCCUAGAAAUCGUCUAUAUCUAAAGAUAAACGCAUUUAGGGCAGCUGAUUUAGCACCAUCUCCUAAUAACAAUACAGAACAACUGUUAUCACUUCCACCUUCAGGUCAUCAACACAGCCACCAUCAUAAACGAAGUUUAAAUCCAAUUCUUAUUGCUCAAAUCAACCAAACUCAGAAAUGCUCAUCUAAAAAGACAAAUACAAAUCAACCUAGUUGGGAUGAUACUUUAUUAUUACCUUUAAAGCAUAAUGGAUAUUCACAAUUAUUGAUAUUAUCAGUUUGGGAUAAACAUAAACGAUCUAAAAAUUAUUUAGGAGAAGUAAGAUUAUCUCUUGUUGAUUUAUUCAAGAAACAACAACAAUUUGAAAGUAAGACUGAAAUGAAAUGGUAUAAAUUAUAUUCAAAUAGAAAUGCUCAUGCUUUUGUAACUGGUUCAAUUUUGGUAUCGUUUGAAUUGGUGGUUAAAAAGACAAAAAAAGACAAGAGAACAGAGUCACAAGUGUCAUCAAAUGGAUUGGAAAAUAGAACUAAGAAACUCAGUAUUAGUAGUGAAUCAUCUACCAAAGAACCAGAGUCAUUUUUAGAUCAUUGGUAUAAUUCAUUGAUAUAUCGAGAUAUAAAUCCCAAUUCCUUAAAACCAGAUGAACAAGGUUUCUACCCAGAUGCAAUAGAUGGUGCAUUGGAUCAAGUCAUAUCAGAUAUAGAAUCCCUGAUUGAAGAAACCCCAGCAGACAACAACAAUGAUGUAAUCCCAAGUUCAGGUAGUUUCAUAAGUAUAACCACUGCGGAUCGUAGAUUGUUAGGACUGUUAUCAGAUAUGAAUUCUUCAGAUGCUGCAUCUUUUCUAUCUACGGAUGCUGAAAUCCUUGCAACUGAAAGUGAUUAUAGCUCAAUGGGCCCCAAUGAUCCAUAUAAUCAAGAUAAACCACCCCAUCCAAAAUCAAGAAGACUUCGGAAAUUAAAAUUAAAAGCUAAAAAUAAAUUCAUUAAUAAUAAAUUUGAAUUAAGUAAACGAUCGGUACUUGGGGUUGUAUUUAUUGAAAUUAUUUCAUGUCUGGAUUUACCUCCAAUGAAAAACUUAACUAGAACUACAUUUGAUAUGGACCCGUUUGUAGUGGCAACAUUUGGUAAAAAGACUUUUAGAACAAGUUGGCAAAGACAUACUCUAAAUCCAACAUUUAAUGAAAGAGUUGCUUUUGAAAUGUUACCUCAUGAAAGUAAUUAUAGUAUUCAAUUCUCGGUAUUAGAUAAAGAUCGAUUUUCAUUUCAUGAUAAAGUUGCUUCUAUUUCAUUACCAUUACGUGAAUUAACUGAAUAUGCUACCGUACAACCAAUGGUACAUUCCAGUGGUCCAAGCUUGGAUCUAUUUAAGAAUUAUUAUACUAAUACUAGUAAUUCAGCUUCAAAUGAAGGGUUUACAACUGCUCAUGAAUCACCACUGAACUUAUCGGUAAGAAUUAUCGAUGAUGAUAAUUUAAUUAAAAAAACAGUCAAGAAGAAACGAUUUAGUAUUAAGAAGAAGAAAAUUAUUGAUUCAUAUGUUGAUACUUCGAAAUUUAGAGUUAUGUCCCUAGCAUUAGAUUUGGCCGAUGUGAAAUAUUUAGGGAAAUAUAAACCAGAAUUAAAAAUUAGAAUUCGAUUUGAAACUUAUCAUGAUUUAAGAAGGAAAUUUUGGCGAGUAUUGUUGGAGCAAUAUAAUUUAAAUGAUAAUGGUGAUGAUACUUAUGAUUAUUUUGAAUUAAUUUCAUUGUUGGAUACGCUAGGGUGUACAAAUAGUGAUGACCUUGUGAAUGAGUUUUAUAAGAAUUUGGAUAAACUGAUUUGGGGAGGUGAUUUACUUUCACAUGAUGAAAUUAUUGAUUCAUUAGAGAAUUAUGUAAAUAAGGGGGGUUCAAAUAAUGAAAAGAUUUUUGAAUUUGAAACAUGUCCAAUAUGUAAUAAAAAACGAAUUGGAAAGAAACAAGAUUUGGAUAUAGUCACUCAUUUUGCAAUCUGUGCAUCAAAAGAUUGGAGCAUUGUUAAUAAACUAUUAGUAUCUUCAUUUGUUUCUCCUCAUCAAGCAACAAAGAAAUGGUUCACUAAAGUAUUUAUUAAAUUAACAUAUGGGAAAUAUACCCUUGGUGGGAACUCAGCAAAUAUUUUAGUUCAAGAUAGAAUGACAGGUAUAAUAUUAGAAGAGAAAAUGGGAGUAUACGUUCGAUUAGGGAUUCGAUUACUUUAUAAAGGAUUAGAUAAAGCCCGUACUAAAAGAGUCAGGAUCUUACUUCGAAAAUUAAGUUUCCGCCAAGGUUUAAAAUUCGAUCAACCACAACUGAAGGCUGAUAUUGCUUCAUUUAUAAAAUUUCAUAAAUUAAAUUUGGAUGAUUGUAUGAUUGAAGAUCCAAAUGAAUUCUCCACAUUUAAUGAAUUCUUUUAUAGGAAGUUAAAACCUGGAGCUCGUAUAAUUGAAGAUUCACAAAAUCCAAAAAUUGUCCUGUCACCAGCUGAUUGUCGAUGUGCUGUGUUUGAUACUGUUUCUUCAGCAACUCAACUCUGGAUCAAGGGGAAGAAUUUCUCAAUUGCAAAAUUAUUCAAUGGGGAUCUUUCUUCUAGCGGUGGUUACGAUUUAUCUGAUUUUUAUAAACCCGAAGCAUGUUCUUUGGGAAUUUUCAGAUUGGCACCUCAAGAUUAUCAUCGAUUUCAUUCUCCCGUGUCAGGUAAAAUUGGGAAAAUCAAACUUAUAGAAGGGGAAUAUUAUACAGUGAACCCCAUGGCUAUUAGGUCAGAAUUGGAUGUUUUUGGGGAGAAUAUAAGAUCAAUUAUCCCAAUUGAAACUGAACAUUUUGGAACCGUCAUUAUGGUUGCUGUAGGAGCAAUGAUGGUUGGAUCAAUUAUUCUAAGUGUGAAAGAAGGAGACGCAAUUCAUCGUGGUGAUGAAGUUGGAUAUUUUAAAUUUGGAGGUUCUACUAUAGUUUUAUUAUUUGAAAAGAAAUUAUUUGAAUUUGAUCAAGAUUUAAUAACAAAUUCAAAAGUAUGCGUUGAAACUUUGGUUAGAGUUGGACAAAGUGUUGGUCAUUCACCUAAUAUUGGUGAAUUUAAACGAGAUCAUAUUGAAUUUAGACAUCUUAGUGUUGGAACAAAACUUAAAUUAAUUCGUCUGUUAACUGGAGGUGAUUUGAAUGAUCAAAGUCAAGUUAGUAAUUGGGAAGCGUCUCAAGUUAGUAGGGAAUUCAAACUGGAAUAUCUUCAGCAACAACCUUCUGAAUCAUCUUAUGAUGAUUAUGAUGAUGAUGAAUCAUUUGAUGAAGAGGGACUGGUUGAGGAAGAAGAAGACGAAUAG